This is a messenger RNA of Vicia villosa (hairy vetch), 2835 nucleotides long. RefSeq lists its product as uncharacterized. The record is from RefSeq and is a predicted model, not a curated record. The transcript has a single exon. Bases 1 to 2835 code for a protein of 944 amino acids. Gene Ontology annotation, molecular function: RNA-DNA hybrid ribonuclease activity; nucleic acid binding. Lineage: Eukaryota; Viridiplantae; Streptophyta; Magnoliopsida; Fabales; Fabaceae.
AUGGCGAAUAUCAGUUUUUGUGAGGCUACUUAUACGGCGGCUGAGGUACAGAAUGCUUUAUCCCAAAUGAACCCGUUAAAGGCCCCAGGGCCGGAUGGUCUGCCGGCUCUCUUUUUCCAGAAGUAUUGGCAUAUAGUAGGGCAUGAGGUCUGUAAGCUUGUAUUGGAUAUUCUUAACAAUCAAAAGCAUCCGGGGAUUAUCAACAACACCCAUAUUGUUCUUAUUCCGAAGUGUAAAAACCCCGCUAAACCUCAAGAUUUUCGGCCUAUUAGCUUAUGUAAUGUGGUCAUGAAGCUGGUUACUAAGGUGAUUGCUAACAGAUUAAAGGAAAUCCUUCCAGAAAUCAUAGACGAAGAGCAAAGUGCGUUUGUAAAGGAUAGGCUGAUCAUGGAUAAUGCUCUUAUAGCAAUGGAGUGUUUCCAUUGGCUAAAGAAGAAGGUUAAAGGGAAGAAGGGUGUCAUGGCCCUUAAACUGGACAUGUCGAAAGCGUACGAUAGACUUGAAUGGAGCUUUAUUGUCGAGGUUCUAACUGCUAUGGGCUUUCCGCCGGCGAUGGUAUCUCUAAUUGAAAGAUGUAUCAGCUCGGUCUCCUAUAAAAUCCUUGUGAAUGGUGUCCCCAGCAAGAGCUUCACUCCGGAGAGGGGUCUUCGACAAGGAGAUCCCCUCUCACCCUAUCUUUUUAUAAUGUGUGCUAAUGUCUUUUCAGGUUUAUUGAAGAAAGCGGCGAUGGAGAAGGAGAUCCAUGGGGUGAAAAUUGCUAGAAAUUCUCCAACAAUCACCCACUUAUUCUUUGCGGACGAUAGCCUAUUGUUCGCGCGUGCUAAUGUGAAAGAAGCCAUACGGAUCAAGGAUAUUCUGAGAGUUUAUGAGGAAGCAUCGGGACAGGUUGUUAGUUUUGAAAAGUCAGAAGUCUCCUUUAGUAGGAAUGUGGAUGAAAAUGCGAGAGAAUCGAUUUGCAACUGUCUGGGAGUCAACGCUGUCUCCUCUCAUUCUAGGUACCUGGGGCUGCCCAUCAUGUUUGGUAGAUCGAAGAAAGUCAUCUUUGCUAUGGUGGUGGAGCGGGUGUGGAAGAAGAUCAAGGGGUGGAAGGAGAAAUUCCUUUCGUCUGCUGGUAGAGAAAUCCUUAUCAAGGCCGUUGCUCAAGCGAUCCCUACGUACGUGAUGAGUUGCUACAAGCUUCCGGAUUCGGUUUGCCGUGAGAUUGAAGGCAUGAUUGCUAGGUUCUGGUGGGGGUCGAAGCAAGGAGAAAGGAAAUUGCAUUGGCUAAGCUGGGACAAACUGGCGAAGGCAAAGGCUGAUGGGGGUUUGGGAUUUAGGAGCAUUUGCGAUUUCAACUCCAGCCUCCUUGGGAAACAUUAUUGGAGGCUGCUGAGUCAAGAGAACUCCCUGGUUGGAAAGGUGCUCAAGGGAAGAUAUUUUCCAAAGUGUUCCAUUGACAAUUGUGGCAUAGGAUACCAGCCAAGCUAUGCGUGGCGUAGUAUCAUAGGUGCUAGAGAUGUGGUUCAACGGGGGGCAUGCUGGAGAAUUGGAAAUGGGGAAAAAGUGAACAUCUUAAAGGAUAGCUGGAUCCCAAAGAAUACAGGAUUCAAAGUUCAAUCAGGUGGGAAUAGUGUGGAGGAAUCUACCAGGGUGUGUGACAUUAUUGAUAGGGACAACAGGUGCUGGAAGGUUGAGGAUAUCCGAAGGUUGUUCAAUUCUGAUGACGCAGUGAAGAUCAUGAGCAUUCCUCUUUCUGUGCAGCCUGAUGAGGAUAAGAUGGUCUGGCAGUUUGAGAAAAAUGGUGAGUUUUCGGUCAAGACGGCUUACCACGCGUCGCGUGCGCACAAAGAUUCUUUGCUCCCGGGGCCUUCCUCUCCUGCUGACAAAAAGCUUUGGCCCCUUAUAUGGAAGGCUCCUAUCUCUGGCCGGCAGCGGAACUUCUUAUGGCGUGUUGCAAAGAACAUUCUACCUUCGAGAGGUAAUCUCGUUAAAAAAGGUAUGCCUAUUGACUCUAUUUGCCCCCUCUGUUCUUCCGGUUCCGAAUCUGUUCAACAUCUGCUGAUGGAAUGUGUGUUUGCAAAACAAGUCCUCUUUGCCUCUGUUUUAAGUUACCGUAUACCGUUGAAUGUGAGCGUCAAUGAUUGGCUACAGACUGUGUUGGAGUGUGGGGAUGCUGACAGCAUUCAGAUUAUUUGUGCGUGCCUCUACAAGCUUUGGGCUGCUAGGAAUUUGACGGUCUUUCAUGGCAAAACGUGUUGUCCGAUAGCAGUGGCAGCUGACGCUUUUGAGAGUGUACAAGAAUUCAACAGAUUUUGCCCUGGUAGUAACAAGAGGAGAUAUACUCCUAGCCAUCAUCACAAUUCUUCUUGGCCCACGGAUGUCCACCUGGUUCAAGUUGAUGCAGGGAUCAAUAGGGAAGGGAAGGCAGUUUUCGGUUGCGUUUUCAAAAACCAUGGCAGAGAGGUCAUCCUGGCUGCUAGCAAUGUGGAAAAUGUGGAGGUGAACCCUAGUAUGGCAGAACUGCUAGCGCUAAGAUGGUGCAUGAAAAUUGCCUUGGACCUGAAUCUGAAGAAGGCUAUCUUUUAUUCCGAUGCGUUAUCUGUCGUUGAUUGCAUUAAUGGCAUUGAUAGUAACGUGUUUCUCGAGCCUAUUGCGGCGGACUGUAGGAUGUUCUUAAGUAGGUUUUCUUUUAGUUCUGUUUUGUUCAUUCCUAGGGAGGAUAACUAUGAUGCUCAUAAUAUGGUUUUAUUAGGUAAGUUGUAUGGCUCCAGGACAUGGCUUGACUGUGUUCCGGAUGCAAAUUCUGUUGUUGCAAACUCUGUUGUUUCUGGCUUUUCUGGCCCCCUAUUUGAAUGA